Molecule: messenger RNA, 955 nt
Organism: Kockovaella imperatae
Lineage: Eukaryota; Fungi; Basidiomycota; Tremellomycetes; Tremellales; Cuniculitremaceae
Exons: 1
Coding region: 394-906 (170 amino acids)
Source: RefSeq, a predicted model, not a curated record
UCAGCGCGAAGUCAACCAGCAGAAUCGGAAUCAAGCAGAACGUCACAGACCGGUUGCAAAGCGUCAAAACCCAUUUGAUCGUCCAGGCAUGCUGAGCGCGGUGCGUUGCAUCGCUCAUCACCAAAAUCACGUGUCUUACCCUCAUCUCUAGCUCCUGGCUACGCCUAUCCAAAACACUCUAUCCCAGAUCUCUCAGACCAUUCGCUUCCUGGUCGCCAACGAUAUGCUGGAGAAUGUGGAGUUGAAGCCUGGGGAUGCAGAGGCUCUCGCUAGGCGGCACGACCUUAUCACAGAGGUAUCACCAAAAUCUGAAACAUUCGCCCUUGAUGUCCCUGAGGCUGGUCAGGCGGAUUUGUGAGACUCUACGGACUGCCGCAAUAUCAUCAUCAUGAUAUGUCUCAGAGUAUCCUAUCAAUUGACUUUGGGCGUCUUGCGCGUCGCGUAUCGCGCGUCCUGCAUGCAAUCACGGUGCGUCAUCUUGGUACUCUUGACCUUGCAAGACCUUUUGCGCCACCUCCAGCUACUACUGUCCCUCGGGAGUCUGGCAGGGAGCGAGGGGUGCAAUGUGUCGUACAUGUCUCAAGACACGACAAGAGUCUUACUCACAUGCUAAGCCACCAGCGACUGAUUCCUUGGGUCAUCACUGAACAUAAAAAGGUGUACUGGAUAUCCUUAUCGAAACUCACCCAAAAACUGUUUCCAAAAGUUGCUGUCAUAAGCGAAAGCUACAAAGCACAAGCACAAUCCCCAAUCCUGCACGAUUACCAAAAGGUCACAGUCGUUGACCACAAUUCACACACCAGAGUGCCUUUCAGUGCUCUUUUGACUACAAGUCAACACAAGUAUCCUCUUUCUCCCUCUCAAAAAACCCCGCCACGGUCUCUAUUCCGACCCGAUCCAGUAUGAUGUCCAACACUGCAUUCAACCUCUUGGCCAUCCUUGCCGUGGCAGGUAG